UCUGCCCCUUCCUGGGUAGGAUCAGCCCUUUUGGUUUCCUCCACCGUUCCUUUUCAAACAUCACUGUCAUUACAAAUUUGCACAUUCUUUUGUAGCAUCAACUCGCAUCUAAAGACCCAAUUCCCCCUUUCCGCGAAAUUAUACGAGAUCUAUACGUCCCCAACUUUAAGAAGACAUCAUUCAUCAUGCAAAUCACCAACCUUUUUACGCUGGCCCUUGGCGCCACCCUCGUAGCAGCAGCUCCAGUGGCCCAAGAAAAUGAAGUCACGAAAAGAUCAUCGGAUCCAACUUUCAUCAAAGACAUGCUUGCCUACCACAACUUCUUCCGCAAACAACACGGAGCCAAGGAUCUGGUUUGGGAUCAAAAGCUCGCAGAUUUUGGUCAAAAAGACACAGACAAAUGUGCUCAAAAACACUCGGUAAGCUCCGGUCUUGUUCUGUUCUCCACGUUUCUCUUGUCUCGUGGCUAUUUUCUAACGCUUUCUUCAGAAUGGACCAUACGGUGAGAACAAGGCAUGGGGAACAGUCCUAGAUACCAAAACCGCUGUCAAUAUGUGGGGAAGCGAACGCACCAAGUUCAACUUCAACAAUGGGGGCUUCAGCAUGGCGACUGGUCAUUUUACACAGGUUGUUUGGAAGGAGACAACCAAAGUUGGAUGUGGACUUACCAAGUGUGGUGGCUCUAUUGGAAACUUGAUUACGUGCGAGUAUGAAGCUUUUGGAAACUUGGAAGGAGCGUACAGAAAGCAGAUAGGUACGAUAAUUGCACCUGCGAAGUUGACCGAUAAGAUCGCUUAGGGAGCAGAUCUAUGAUAUGUAACGAUCGAACGAAAUAACGCUUUGAUUAUUUCUUAU
Molecule: messenger RNA, 855 nt
Organism: Hymenoscyphus albidus
Lineage: Eukaryota; Fungi; Ascomycota; Leotiomycetes; Helotiales; Helotiaceae
Source: the annotation of a GenBank genome assembly